Molecule: messenger RNA, 1555 nt
Organism: Carassius auratus (goldfish)
Lineage: Eukaryota; Metazoa; Chordata; Actinopteri; Cypriniformes; Cyprinidae
Product: putative transcription factor Ovo-like 1
Exons: 3
Coding region: 440-1306 (288 amino acids)
Biological process (GO): epidermal cell differentiation; regulation of transcription by RNA polymerase II
Cellular component (GO): nucleus
Molecular function (GO): RNA polymerase II cis-regulatory region sequence-specific DNA binding; DNA-binding transcription factor activity, RNA polymerase II-specific
Source: RefSeq, a predicted model, not a curated record
ACGGACAGGUAACUGAUGGCGAAUCUUUUGAGGUGUGCAGAAGAAAAGCACACCUGUCAGGACUGGAGAAAGCCAUUCAAGCCCUUGGACCGGGAGGUUAACAGAUAGUCAACAGUAAAGCAGCACAUUUGAAUUGCCUUUGUCCCAGGUUAGGUGACAUAAACCUGACAGACAAUCAACUGGAACGUGAAAUAAAAGCAACAUUUUCCUAGCAGUGCUGAGCUUGCUGUGCCCUUCAGCCCCGCGCGCCGGAGGACCAUUUGCAUGGCAGGUCCAGUUAAAUGAGGAGCCCAGAUUCUCUCUACCUGCCAUGCAAACCAGCGGAGCAGCAGUUAAAGCAGCCUCUCUCCAGAGAUAUGGAAAUCAUCCGCUCUCAGAUUGACUCUCUAGACACUGAGCUGUAAAGCAGAGCUGUGUGUCCGUCCGAGCCGGUCUGAAGAUGCCUCGCUCGUUCCUGGUCAAGAGGAAGCAGUCGGCCUGCGCUGGAUGGCAGUGGAAGGAGCCGGAGCCGGAGCUGGAGCCGGAGCCGGAGCCGGAGCUGGAGCCGGAGCCGGAGCUGGAGCCGGAGCCCUGCUUCAGUCCUCACACAGUGUGUAAUGUGUGUGUUUCAGCGUCUGUCCAGACUCCCAGCGCUGGUCUGGAGUCAGUGUGUGAGCACAAACACACAGCUCUUCCUCAUCCUCCUCCUCAUCCUCCUCCUCAUCCUCCUGCGCUGGCCUCGGCUCCGCUCAACAAGGUGAAGCUCCUGCAGAUCCUCAGGGUCUGGUCCUGGAUCUCCAGGAAGCUCAUGUGUGUCUCGCUCUGCUUCCAGGCGCGUGAAUCCAGCGGCUCGUCAGAGUUCCUGUGCUCCGUGUGUCAUAAAGUGUUUCCUCUGCAGCGCAUGCUGACGCGUCACCUCAAGUGCCACAGUAUGAUCAAGAGACACCCCUGCAGGUUCUGCGGGAAGGGCUUCAACGACACCUUCGACCUGAAGAGACACAUGAGAACACACACCGGCAUCCGUCCGUACCGCUGUGAUCUGUGUGAGAAGGCCUUCACGCAGCGCUGCUCUCUGGAGUCUCACCUGCGGAAGAUCCACGGCGUACGACAGCAGUACGCUUACCGUCAGCGGCGCUCCAAGAUCUUCGUGUGUGAGGACUGUGGCUUCACCUCCAGCCGACCGGACGAGUACUUCCUCCACGUCAGACAGCAGCACCCGAGCAGCCCGGCCCUGCGCCGUUAUUACCGUAAACACAUGCUGGAGAGCCCCUCGCAGCACAGCAUCGCCCCCUUCAUGCUGUACCCCGCUGCAGGACUCUACAUGUGAAGCACUACACUACAUGCACACUACGCACAGGAUACUUCAUAUCUUCAUUUCUCAGCAUCUCCAGUAAAUUAUUCUUGAUUUAAGGAUGUUUAGAUAUUUGCACUAGAAAACAAGACACAGAUACUGAGGAAGAGAUGCUUUUUUUAGCAGUUCAUGCAUUUAACACUUUCUGCUCUGAUUUACAAACUUUUAAGGCUUUAAAUUGUGGAAGGGUGAAUUCCGAUGUUUUAAGACCCGUAGAAACCUAAA